Molecule: messenger RNA, 994 nt
Organism: Cornus florida
Lineage: Eukaryota; Viridiplantae; Streptophyta; Magnoliopsida; Cornales; Cornaceae
Product: thioredoxin-like 3-1, chloroplastic
Exons: 5
Coding region: 45-692 (215 amino acids)
Cellular component (GO): chloroplast stroma
Source: RefSeq, a predicted model, not a curated record
CAAAUCUAAAAGAGAGUUUUUUUAUUUAAAAAGAAUGAUAUUUUAUGAUAUUUUUCUCUGAGUGUCGUCGUCCUAAAUAUCUUAUCUACUACUUUGGGUCAUCUUUUCAGCUAAGAAAGAGAGCAAAAAUGUCAAUAUUAGCACCGAAUUCUCACAUUCUAUGCCGAGAAAUCUGUCACAGAAACGAACAACCACAACAACAGUUUUGGAGUGGUGGGAGUUGUUUGGUUCUGUUGAAUUCUUAUGGGUUCGGUUUUGAUCGUAGUAAAGGUGAGUGGAAGAAGAUAGCAAAGAGAGAAUUCAGAGUUGAUGCCUUUUGGCAAGACUUGUCGAGACCUACUUUUGUAGAAAUGGAACCCAUCAAGGAUUGUGAUCAGUUGGAUCAGAUUUUAGUCCAAGCAACACAACUCUCCCAACCUAUCAUCAUCGAUUGGAUGGCUGCAUGGUGCCGAAAAUGCAUAUAUUUGAAGCCUAAAUUGGAGAAAUUGGCAGCCGAGUACGACACCAAAAUCAAAUUUUAUUGCGUGGAUGUCAACAACGUACCUCAGGCACUAGUGAAGCGCGGAAAUAUUUCUAAAAUGCCAACAAUUCAGCUGUGGAAAGAUGGAGAGAUGAAGGAAGAAGUAAUUGGAGGGCAUAAAGCAUGGCUAGUGGUGGAUGAAGUGAGAGAAAUGAUCAAAAAAUAUAUAUGAUUAUUGAUUAAUUGUCUACACCAUCUUCUUCUUCUUCUUCUUCUUCUUUUUUAUUUUUUUUUUAAAUUCCAUUUUCUUGGUUUAUCAUGUGUAAUCGUCAUCCUAUAUACAAGCAUCAUGUCUGUACAGUAGUAAUACCAUCCUAUAUGCCUACCAUUAAGCAGCUUAAAAUACAUUUUAAACCCACAUCUUUUUGCCAGUGUUUGGUAUUUCAAAUUUAAGGCUUUGUCCUUCUUCGUGCUUGUGGGCUGAUUCUGUCAUCUCUCAUCUUCCGGCGGCAAUACCACAUUUUUUUUUCUCUC